AUGAGAAAAUGGUUAUCUCAACUGAUGGCUCACCCGGAAGUAUUCAGAUUUGUUCACGAAAAGUGGGAAACAACGCAAGGGCGGAGAGCAGCACGCGGGGAUGUUCUCAGUAUUCUUCAAGACAUUGUAUCAGCCAUCCCCGGGUGCACAUUCAUCCUGGAUGGAUUGGAUGAAUGCGAUUGGGUAAAAGGAUCCUGGCCAGGAAAUAGCGACGACUCCAUUACUAGCUUUCUCAGAACGCUAAGAGGAGCGACCACGGGAACAUCCACGCGGAUCAUGAUUAUUAGCCGGGAUGAGCCAGAAAUUCGACGUGGUCUUUCAAACAACGAUUCCUAUGACCCGGUGUUUGAGCAUCGGAUCACACCCGAGGAUGUUCAAAACGAUAUUUUGACGUACUCUAGAAGUAUUGUAGAGGAGAAAUUGUCGACGAAGAGCGAUGAAGCAAAGGACGAGAUUACAAAGAAACUGGCCGAUCGCUGUAACGGACAGUUCUUAUGGAUCAGGCUGCAGCAAGACACUCUGCGCGGCGGCAAAAGCCAAAGGAAGCUUGAACACGUCAUUAACUCUACUCCAUCUGGCAUUGAACACAUAUACGAACGCAACUGGAUGAAGAUUAUGCGACUUACAGAGGAAGACAAGAGCCGAGCUUUAUCCCUCCUACGUUGGACCGCGUUUAGCCUACGUCCACUGACCAUUUGUGAGAUAUCUGGGGCGCUAGUCAUAGGCGAGGAAGAUGGUGAACUUCUACUGGAUGAUUUGCCGGAUAGCAUUGACGAGGACUACGUGACUACGGAGAUAGUAGAUCUCUGUGGGUCACUCUUAGAAGUCAGGGAUCCUCAAGAUAAGAGGGACGCCAGAUUGAAGACGGUGCAUCUGGCACACUUCUCAGUGAAGGAGUACUUGCUGCGCAAUCUUUCGAUCGAAGUCAAGAAGCCUGGUUUGGGACCUCCGUCGUACAAGUCGAAGAGGUUCUAA
Messenger RNA from Aspergillus pseudotamarii, 975 nucleotides. RefSeq lists its product as uncharacterized. The coding region runs from base 1 to 975 and encodes 324 amino acids. The transcript is spliced from 2 exons. The record is from RefSeq and is a predicted model, not a curated record. NCBI's taxonomy places the organism in Eukaryota, Fungi, Ascomycota, Eurotiomycetes, Eurotiales, Aspergillaceae.